UGCAGCAAAUAGGCAAAGAAGCGACAAAAGAAGAAUCAGAAAGUGAAAAGAGAAAGAGAGCGAUGAACAGUAUCUUCUCCAUUGACGAUUUCUCCGAUCCUUUUUGGGAAACUCCUCCGAUUCCUCUCAAUCCCGACUCUUCCAAGCCUGUUACGGCUGAUGAAGUCAGCCACAGUCAACCCGAAUGGACUUUCGAGAUGUUUCUCGAAGAGAUUUCUUCGUCGGCGGUGAGCUCUGAGCCACUUGCAAACAACGCGAUCGUCGGAGUUUCGUCGGCGCAAUCUCUUCCUUCUGUUUCUGGACAGAAUGAUUUCGAAGAUGUUAGUCGACUUCGCGCUCGCGAUUCGGGGAAUUGGGAUUGUGCUGCUGCUCCGACGACGACGGUGAUUGUUGAUUCCGAUGAUUAUCAUCAUCGUGUUCUUAAGGAUAAGCUUGAGACCGAGUGCGCUGCUGUUAGGGCUGGGUCUGUGAAGCCUGAAGAUUCCACUAGUUCUCCAGAAACUCUAUUUCAACCAGUUCAAUCCAGUCCUCUUACUCAUCAAGGUUCUUUGAUGACCCCAGGAGAACUUGGUGUUACUUCUUCCUUACCAGCUGAGGUGAAAAAAUCUGGUGUACCAAUGAAGCAGGUUACUAGUGGAUCGUCGAGAGAAUAUUCUGAUGACGAUGACCUUGAUGAAGAGAAUGAAACCACUGGUUCCUUGAAGCCAGAGGACGUAAAAAAAUCUAGAAGGAUGCUGUCAAAUCGUGAGUCAGCUAGGCGAUCUAGAAGGAGAAAGCAGGAGCAAACUAGUGAUCUCGAAACACAGGUUAAUGAGCUAAAGGGUGAACAUUCGUCACUCCUUAAGCAACUGAGCAACAUGAAUCACAAGUAUGAUGAAGCUGCUGUUGGCAAUAGAAUACUUAAAGCUGACAUUGAGACAUUAAGAGCUAAGGUGAAAAUGGCGGAAGAAACCGUGAAGAGAGUAACAGGAAUGAAUCCGAUGCUUCUCGGGAGAUCAAGUGGACAUAACAACAACAGAAUGCCAUUAACUGGUAACAGCAGGAUGGAUUCUUGUAGCACUAUUCCAGCUUUUCAACCACACUCAAACCUAAACCAUAUGUCAAAUCCUAACAUCGGGAUCCCAACCAUUCUACCUCCAAGACUCGGAAACAAUUUCGUUCCUCCUCCAUCACUAAACUCCCAAACCAGCUCUCCGUUGCAGAGAAUAAGAGAUGGGCAAAAUCACCAUGUUGCUCCAAGCGCCAACCCGUAUGGGUGGACUACUGAACCUCAGAACGAAUUAGCAUGGCCGAAAAAAUGCGGGGACUGAUGAAACUUGAAGCGAGUUUCACGCUAUAUCAUAGUGUUGUAUAAGUUACGAAUCAUGAGAAAACAUUUGUGAAAAUACAGUCUCAUGGCUUAUAUAAGCUCUGUCUUAUAACAUUACAAGAUUCUUAUUUGAGAAUCGUCUUUCUAUCUA
Messenger RNA from Arabidopsis lyrata subsp. lyrata, 1460 nucleotides. Its product is annotated as basic leucine zipper 10. Gene Ontology annotation, biological process: regulation of DNA-templated transcription. Gene Ontology annotation, molecular function: DNA-binding transcription factor activity. The record is from RefSeq and is a predicted model, not a curated record. The coding region runs from base 63 to 1310 and encodes 415 amino acids. The transcript has 7 exons. NCBI's taxonomy places the organism in Eukaryota, Viridiplantae, Streptophyta, Magnoliopsida, Brassicales, Brassicaceae.